UGUCAAUAUUCACUUGGAUCAUUAACGAGAAGAAAGUGUGCUUGCUUUUGAAUUGCUGCUGGAGAUGAGGAUGAGGAUGAUGGGCCAUCAUUGCUUCAUUUUUGAUUCGUAAUAUACAUUGCUAAAGAUUUCAUUUGGAUAACUUUUUAAAGAUUUCAUUUGAUUUUCUGCACCCUCAGAUUCCAGUUUGGUAUCCUGAGCAAAUAUUGUCGUUUCCUAACAAACCUUGCAUUUAUGCAAAGCUUAUUUACUCAGCUUUCAGAUGACGUAGGAAUCUCAAUUUUGCAUUAUGCUUUUGAUAUCGCAAUAUUUUAUGUAACGCAACAAUGCUUCGUUUCAAACUGAAACCGAAUGGUUGCAGAGGAAGCAAGAAAUAAUGUGUGCGCAGUUUAGAAAGCGUCUCUGUCGCUGAUCCAGCAGGUGGCGCUGUGUGAAUGUGAGGGGAGCGGACAGAGGUCAUGACAGUGCUCAUGUCUCUUAAUCCUGACUGACUGUGUGUUAAUGACAAGCCCACGCUGUGUGGAUAACAUGCACUUUCUUGGAGAAAAUCUCCAGUGCCCUAGAUAAGCCCCCGAGACAAAAAACCUCCCUGAUUUUACAUGCAUGCUGCCAGUGACAUGUGCUAUUUGGAGUAGCAUGUAAAAGCAUUGCAUGUGGUAUACUUUCGUGGUAUAUGGAGGUAGGGGUUAGUUGUCACAGACGCUAGAUCUCAGUCCAAGCAGUGCUUCCCUUAGUUACAAACCUUAAAAAUAAUUUAUUAAAUGCAUGACAUUAUCUAUUUUAUUCAUUGUAAAUUCUGCCCUUUAAACUAAAACUCAGAUAUCAUAUUUUUGUGAUUAAUUGUUGGGUAAGACAAAAACAAUGGCACUGAGACAACAGUCACUAUUAAAAAAAGUAUUUUAGUACAAGUCAACGUCAGGCAAGUUGCCUUUUUUUUUUUUUUUUUUUUAAAUAAGUUUUCGUUUUCAAAAUUCAUCAGGUUUCUACUAAAAAUUCAAAACGAUACAAUUGCAUUUUGCUUAAAAAAAAUCUGCAUGCGUGACAGCACGCCCGAUUUGAAGAUAAAUUCCCCCAAAUCGAUAUUUAUCAAAUUAAUUUAGUUAAAAAACGGAGUGCAAGUCUUAAAAGGGUCGUGUUUUUUAAUCCAAAAAACACGGAUGAAAUGGAAUUGGAAUAGAGAGCGAUGGUUUCAGGUGUCUCUAUAUAAACUCUUUUAUUUCACUUUAUUUUCACUGCGAAGUUACGUCGCCUGCGCGGCCUCUGCGCAGAGCUGACGCGCUCGAGGCCCCCCCUCCCCGUGAGCGCGCGCGCGCCGACAGCUGAUGAUGCGCGCGAAUGAGCCGAGGGGUGCGCGCACUGACAGCUGAAGGUUCUCCGCGAUGACGGACACUCCGAUGGCCCAUCAUCCUCCUCAUCGUCCUCAUCUCCAGCAGCAGCAGCAUCAGCAUCCGCAUCCCUGAGCUCCGGACAGCCUCGGCGUCACCCUCAUCCUCAUCCGUCCUCCAUGCAGCAGAGCCGCCGCGCAGCGCCUGUCGCGUUUCUCGCCGUCCGUCCGCGCACCUCCUCCGCCAUCCUCUGCGUCUGAAGCCGCUCCGCGUCCCGUCACCCGCUCGCCGCGUCCCGUCUCCAUCCUCCCGCAGGAUGCCGUCCUACGCCGGGAUGCUCGCGCUGCUCCUCGCGACGCUCCCGUACGUAUCAUCUCAGAACGCUGGGUUUGUGAAGUCGCCAAUGUCAGAGACAAAGCUCACAGGAGACGCCUUUGAGCUGUACUGCGACGUGGUGGGUAACCCCGUGCCGGAGAUCCAGUGGUGGUACGCCGAUAUUAACCGGGCGGACUCCUUCAAGCAGCUGUGGGACGGCGCCCGCAAGCGACGGGUGUCCAUCAACACGGCGUACGGAGCCAACGGCGUGAGCGUGCUGGCCAUCUCCCGCCUCACGCUGGAGGACGCCGGGAUCUACGAGUGCCGGGCCAGCAACGACCCGCGCCGCAACGACCUUCGCCAAAACCCGGCCAUCACCUGGAUCCGAACGCAAGCCACCAUAGCCGUGCUGCAGAAGCCGCGAAUCAAUGCUUCCGAUCAGGAGAUUUUGCAGCCUAAAAGCGGGCAGGAGUUGCCCAUCACCCUUCAGUGUAACCUCACUAACUCACACAGCACCCACCGGGACACCUUCUGGAUGAAGAACGGACAGGAGAUCGCCAACACGAGGACGGAGCGCAAACACACCGAGUUCAAGUUAAGUAAACCGAGGACGGACGAUUCGGGUGAAUACAUGUGCGUCUACACCUUUAAGUCUGCUCCCAACGCCAACGCUUCCAUUGAGGUCAAAGCUGCUCCUGAAAUCAUCGGCCACAAACGAAGCGAGAACAAAAAAGAAGGUGAAAAUGCCACGCUGUACUGCAAAUCAGUGGGAUACCCUCAUCCUAUGUGGAUGUGGCGCAAGAAAGUUGGUCGGGGAUCUUACAUUGACAUCGACAACAGCACCGGCCGCUUCUUCAUCAUCAACAAAGACAACUUCACGGAGCUGAGUAUCAUCGGUCUGGACAUCGGCACAGACCCGGGCGAGUACGUCUGCAACGCCUCCAACAUCAUCGGCUCCAAAGAGUCCAUGACCAUCCUGAGGGUGCGGAGUCACCUCGCCCCGCUGUGGCCUUUCCUGGGCGUCCUGGCCGAGAUCAUCAUCCUCGUGGUCAUCAUUGUGGUUUACGAGAAGCGCAAGAGGCCGGACGAGGUUCCAGAUGUUGCACCAGUAAAAACGAACUCCACGAACAACCACAAAGACAAAAACGUGCGACAGCGGAACACCAACUGAGCCCACGGACCAACGUAGAAGAAAGCUGAAGAUGACCAACUGCAUAUCCUGACCAUACGGACGUAUCCGAGGAGAGGAGACGCUCCUGGCGAUUUUCAGCGACGCAUAUCCUGCCUCACGUGGAGAAGAAAACAACAAUAACGACAGCAUUACACUGGCAGAAACGAACAAUAAAGACUGUCUUAAGUUUGCCUUAUUCAGGCUCUGUGUGAAUGUGGAUGCUGACUGAAUCGUUCUGAAGGUGAUGACGAUGAAGAUGAUUUUACUACAUGUGCUGUUAAACGUUGCGUUUCGUUCUUUUAUCAUGCCCUCCUGCUGCACUAAUUUUUUUUCAUAUCUACAUGUCGUCUCGAAUGCAUGCAAUAACAUAAUCGAAUAAGAUUCAGAUAUCGUUUUUCUAUUGUUACUUUAAGUGGCGUUGCAUCCAAAUGAAUAGCCAGUGUGUGAGUGUGUGUGUGUGUGUGUGUGUGAGAGAGAGAAAGAGUAUAUCAGCGUGUGUGUGUGUGUGUGUUUUUAAAGAAAUUUAAAUGGAUAAAAAAAAGUUAAGGAAUCAUUGAGAUCUUUGUACAGUUUAUCAUCCAAUAAAACAAUACUAAAAGGAGGUGUUUUGUCUUAAACUAGAAUGCAAGAUCCUUUGUGAGUGGCAGAACAGUAUUUAAUCUUAAAGCUGAUAUUGUAUUAAAUGAAAUGGAUACAUGUAACAUUUAUUUUUUAGAGUUAUUUAGACGUCUUGUACAUGUGGUGCUGUAAGUGUUCGAAUAUUACGAUAGCAUCUGUAAAAAGGAAAAGAAUAUAUCUUUUUUUUUUUUUUUUUUUUUGUAAAUGUCCUGUUUCUUUUUAGAGAAAAGAUGAAUCUUGUACAGCAUGGCUAUAAUCCUAUGCAAUAUGUAUUCAUAUAGACCUACGGAAAAUUGUAAGGUGGGGUGGGUUUGUUUAAUUUCAGAGAAUAAAAAAGCUUUAACGGGACAGAGAUAAGGGUGCUUCGCAUUUGAAAUGCACUGCUGUAGUUGCAUGACAACUCUUGAUCAAUACAGUGUGUGUCAUCAUGACAACGGACCAACAUUCAAGGGAGGAAGUGGGUGGAGCUAAAGCCAUUACAAACUAUGUGAAACCAAUUGUUUCCUUUUUCAGAAUAAAGCUUCCAAAAUAUU
Messenger RNA from Puntigrus tetrazona (Sumatra barb), 3962 nucleotides. Its product is annotated as neuroplastin-like. The record is from RefSeq and is a predicted model, not a curated record. Gene Ontology annotation, molecular function: cell-cell adhesion mediator activity. Gene Ontology annotation, cellular component: plasma membrane; axon. Gene Ontology annotation, biological process: homophilic cell-cell adhesion; axon guidance; dendrite self-avoidance. The transcript has 10 exons. Bases 1642 to 2811 code for a protein of 389 amino acids. NCBI's taxonomy places the organism in Eukaryota, Metazoa, Chordata, Actinopteri, Cypriniformes, Cyprinidae.